AUAGAUAGACAUAACCAAUACGUUUCACACCAUUGAGUGAUAAAUAUUUACGAGUUUUGUAUUUAAAUGCGUUUUUAAAAUAAAUUGUCACAAAAAAGUGAAUAUAUUUCUUAUACUUUUUAAUGUAAAACUCAAAUUCACUGCAAAUACUGUAUAAGUAAUGUUUCAAACAAUUGCUUUAUUUGUCAUCGCAUUCACGUUAAGUGACUGUCAACCGGCACUGGAAUGCAUUCACGUGAACGGGACGUGUGGUGGGGUUCAACAGUACAAGUGCUGUCUGGGCGAGCAGUUACAGUGUGUCUACGAGACACCCAUACACCCGGAGGCUCAGGGUACCUGUGAAAAGGUAUGUCACGUGGAGGGAGGCAUAUGUGGCGGCUAUAGUAUGGACCCGCAGGUGUGUUGUACAGGAUUCAAAUGCAGCCAGGUUGACCCUCGCAUACCAGACUUGCCCGGCAAGUGUCAGAAGUCAACCGAUCAUUCAUCCGAUUUGAAUUAAAAGCUAUAUUUUUAUUGUUAAACAAAAAUUUACAAUUUUUAUUUAUUAUUUAUAAAAUAAAACAAUUAUUACCAAUAUAUA
This is a messenger RNA of Oppiella nova, 580 nucleotides long. Lineage: Eukaryota; Metazoa; Arthropoda; Arachnida; Sarcoptiformes; Oppiidae. The record is from the annotation of a GenBank genome assembly.